AAACAUGAACAAAGAACAUACCGUGAAUUAAUAACAGAACCAGUUAUAUUCGCACCCACAUACAAUCGAGUUAUUAGCCAUGCUGAGUUACCAGUUGUAAGAGAUGAGUUAUCAAUUACGCUAGAAAUAUAUGUUUCAAGCCAUAGUUAUAAAUGGAACACUGUUUUUUGUAAAGGUAGGACGAAAAAAGAUAUUACGCCCUCACUCUGGUUAAAACCUAGUAACUCAACACCGAUUCCAGCUGUCUCAAUUACUGGAUAUGGCAAGAAUAGAUUUAUUGUGAAUGAUUAUGAACUCCUACUUAACCGAUGGUAUCAUAUAGCAUACACACUUUCAGAACCGCAAAAACGAAUGAAUUUCUAUAUAGAUAGUAAAUGGGUCAGUUCUUUCAAUAUCACUAAUCAAAGUCAAUUUUUCAUAUUUAAUGAUGGCCCAUUAUACAUUGGAAGUUAUUUCAUCUGGGAUGGAUUUACUGGACAAAUUAGAAAUUUUCGUUAUUAUAAUUUUCGUCUAUCUUACAAUGAAGUAUUAAUGGACUAUUCGGGUGAAGAUCCAACGAAAAGUAUUGAUGAUAAAUGUCCAAAUAGAUUUUUCGAUGGUUUAAGCAUAGGAAUCUUUCUUGGUAUUACAAUAUUAGCAGGUUGUUUUUUAACACAUAGAAUCAUAAGUCGGAGAGGAUAUCAAACAAUCUCUGAUGCCAC
Molecule: messenger RNA, 701 nt
Organism: Dentiscutata erythropus
Lineage: Eukaryota; Fungi; Glomeromycota; Glomeromycetes; Diversisporales; Gigasporaceae
Source: the annotation of a GenBank genome assembly